AUGGAGCAGCCGGCCAGAGACAGGUCACCAAGAGGCCGUUCUCAAACGAGAAGAGGAGUUUCUUUGCCUGCAACAACCGGAUAUGCCCCUGGAAGUGCAAACGCCUCCGUCCCCUUUGUCUUCGAGGAGCAACUCAGUCGAGUCCGAAUGAGCAUGGACACUUUACAAGCAGAAGUUGGCAAGGCAGUUCGAGAACUUGCAGGUCACCAGAAAACUCUUGUUGACACCCUUGAGCGUCAGCAGCAUGAGCUGAAUGAUUUACGAGCCCAAAGAGUUCCAAUCCCUCCAAGUGCUUCUCAGUCAGUGGCGGCUGCCAAUGAGGAUCGCUUCGGUGCCAUGGGAGAAACCAGUCCUUUUACUUCUGGACAAGACCCGCCCAUCCAAUUGCCAGUGAAUGCUCAGCAAGGUGCAGGUGGACUUGCAUCGGCGAUGCCAAAUACUGCAGUGAAUGCGAGCUCAAGCACUGGACAUGGGGUAAAAAUUGUCUUACCCGAUGGUACGGAGAUCCCCUUGGGCGGCCAGUCAAAUGCCGCGGGUCCUAAAGUUCCUGGAUCCACACAGCUAGAUGCGCUGCAGAGAAGCGACAAGUGGCUGCCUAGCAUGCCCGUGGUCGAGUCGAAUCAGUGGAAAAGCCGAAUGGAGGAGAUUUUGGGCAUGGAACAGUGGCUCGAUUCAUUUUGCAAUUGGCUAUCUUUGAUUUCAGAGCCAUUUUGCACAGAAGGGAAGUUUUCUGCGACUUCUCCGCUGCCAAUUGACAAGAAAGAUUUGUCAACUGACCAGAUUUCCCGAAGCUCCAGGCUCAUGGCAAUGCUUCGCCAGACCUUCCAGAUGACUCCGCGAGCCAAAAUCAUUCUGCUUGCUUAUGUAGAAGGCCCUGGAGAUAAGAACGGGUAUGAGGCUUUGCGAAGGAUUGUCCAAGAAUACAUGAUCAAGACUCGUGCUGAGUUGAUGCAUUUCCGCACAUCUUUGCUUGGCCAAACUUUCAAAGCUCAAACAGUGACAGAGGUAAUCAAGCAAAUUGAGUUCGAGGAGAGCCGGUACAACAAGCUUGCUCGGAUGUUGCCCUCGAAUGUACUAGCUUCCGAUUUGGCCCUGCUCCCUAGUGAUUUGGUGAUGGUCCUCAUCAAAUCCUUGCCUGUUGGUGUGAGGGAAUAUGUUGUCAUGCAUAGCCCAAGCCAUGACUAUGUGCAAAUGAAAAAUGCCGCUUUGUUGUACGAAGCCAACCAGAGAACUUGGACAGAGAUUGCAGGCAGCAGUUCUGCCACCUACAUGCAUGGAAUGUUUGACACGAAUGACAAGCCGAAAGGAAAGGGCAAAAGCAAAGAGGGUAAGAAAGGAAAGGGGAAAGCAAAAGAUUCAAAUAAAGGUGCAGCUAAGGGCAAUGGUGAAAAGUCAGAGAAGGAAAGGAAUGCCACGUGUUUCCGAUGUGGUCGCACAGGCCAUUUCUCUUCAAAUUGUCAUGCCAAGAAAGACAAGGAUGGCAAGCCGCUUGAAGGGAAGCCCGCUCCAAAGAAAGAUGGAAAGGGAUCUGGUGAAGAGAAAGGUUCCAGCACAGGUCCUCAGAACAAAGGAAAAGGCAAAGGAUCCAAAGGUAAGAAAGUCAAUGAAAUGCUUGAGCAGCCUGAAGGCGAAUCGUGGCCUACCAAUGGUCCAGCUGAAAGUCAGGGUUCCAAUGGAGAUGGCAGCCGUGCGUCAGCUGCGAAGCAAGCAGCAGCCCCUUUGAAUCCCAUUUUGCCUACUCAGUCUUGGUUUGAAGACACGAUCGUGCAGUUUGAGCGAGAGCAGAUCACAGAAGAGCAGUUCGAUUUG
Messenger RNA from Cladocopium goreaui, 1809 nucleotides. The record is from the annotation of a GenBank genome assembly. NCBI's taxonomy places the organism in Eukaryota, Dinophyceae, Suessiales, Symbiodiniaceae.